AUGUCUAUUCCAUUGACUUUAAGUACACCAAUCUUAUAUAUUGUUUCAAACUUAGGUUCAAAGUGUUAUUCGAAUGUCGACAGAAACUACUAUGACCAAAAGAUACUCAUGCGUAUAAACAACACUUUCUCUGCUGGUUUGCCUAUUGUUCAUUCGAAUGCAGAGUUUUCAGCUUUAGUAAACUCAAACACUUUAGCAAACAUAAACUUAACCUUAGUUGACGCAAACUUUGUUCCUGUAAAACUUUUAUGUCCUAUGUAUUUGUCAAUGACGGCAGAAAGUUUCGAAUUGGAAGAUGCAACUGGUGAAAGUAUUGUACUACAAGAACAACUUCAACAACAAAUAGCUCAAGAACAACAAAUGCAACAAAUGGAACAAAUGCAACAACAAAGUCAAGAAUAA
Molecule: messenger RNA, 402 nt
Organism: Trichomonas vaginalis G3
Lineage: Eukaryota; Parabasalia; Trichomonadida; Trichomonadidae
Exons: 1
Coding region: 1-402 (133 amino acids)
Source: RefSeq, a predicted model, not a curated record